Messenger RNA from Rubroshorea leprosula, 731 nucleotides. The record is from the annotation of a GenBank genome assembly. NCBI's taxonomy places the organism in Eukaryota, Viridiplantae, Streptophyta, Magnoliopsida, Malvales, Dipterocarpaceae.
AAUAACAGUGCAUAUUAGUGUCGAACUCAAAAGAAAAUUGGCAUAUGAUAUAGGAAAAAAAAAUCUGGGAAGAGUUGUUCCCUCAGAUAUAGGAUUGUAUUUCAGUCAUUGAAAUAUCAGCAUUAGCAUGGUUCCAAAUUUCAAGCAUCAAUGGGAACGAUAGGGUCUCCUUCGAAAUGAAAAUCAAAAAAUAUAUUCCAAAAAAUAAAAAAUCCAGUCUAAAAUACACCAAAAAGUGUUCCCUCAGAAAAUAGGUUCCAAUCAUGAAUCAAUCAGAAAUACAUUAGCAUGAUUUUAAACAGAAACAUCAACGGGAACAAUAAAACUAGAUCGACGAAAUUGAAACAAAAAAAAAAUGAAAAAUUCAAAAAGAAAACAGUAGAUUACCGGAAAAAAAAAUGGAGAAUCGAUUCCGGCUCAGACAAAUGUUGGUUGGAUGGGAGUAUAUUCCCGGACCUUGAAGGUCUCAUAAUGAGCUGGGAUUAAAACACUUAUCAUCAUCGGCGGCAGAAAUUAUAAAGAACACAAAAUGAAAAAGAUGAACACAAAACGGGGGAGCGGCGAUGAGACGCCGUGGAGGAGAAGGGUGUUUAGGAUUUAUAAAGGGCGGAUUAGGGUUUGCCCAGUACGUCUAUUUCGAAACUGGGCCGGAAGUAUUUUACGUCUCGAAAGAGACUAUUAAAUGCUGGGUAUAAAAAAUAUAUAUAUGUUAAUGAAACUGAUACAAUUAU